AUGGCUAGACUUUUUACUAUCACGUCGUUGCUAUUCCUUUUCCUCUGUACAAUUCCUCUUGUUACAGCACAGUCAAGUAGCUGCAGUGGCCCGCAGAACGCUUGUAAAAAGGUAAACGACUCGCUUGUUCCCUGUGAUGGAUAUUUUUCACCGCCGCCAAGCUAUGCGUUAAACGGAACCUAUGGUGUGAGGCCUGGACUAGCAGCUUGUCAGUGCAAUAUAGACUAUUACAAUACACUCACUGCAUGUGUAGAGUGUUAUAGUAAUGGAAACAAUGAUAUCAGCGUUGAUCCCUUGUCAAUUUACAAGUAUGAUUGUCAAGCGUACGGAUAUGCCUUUUCUGAUAACUCUCAAACUUCUACAAAAUCUAAGAGCAAUAACACCCGCAAGGUCGCCAUCUGUGUUGCUGUGGGCUUAGUCGUCAUAAUUAUUGUUGCGGUAGUGUCUUGGAGAGUAUAUAAGAAAAAAAGGAACAAGAAAAGAGCGCAAACGGUUGCACACGAUAUUGCGACCGAAGGAUCAAACGGAAAUAGUGGUGCAGCGAACGGUACAAAUAUGGCUCAGACCAAUGUCAAUGCCGCUGCCUUUAUUGUCCCUCCUGACCCUAUUGGCACCCCACCACCGCCAUAUAGCAUUCAAAAGCAAACUGCCGUCCCUCCCACUCAACGGCAACCGGCAUUCAGACUCGCUCCUUCGGUUUACGAUCCAUAUUUGGCGAACGGACCCCGAUAUUCAACAGUGGAUUCUCUAAAUGGAAUUGAAGGAUCAGCAUAUUCACCGCAUAAUUCUUGGAAUGUCCCGUCUGUCUAUUCGUCCGAUUCUCAAGUGCCUUUAGGAAUGCCAGCAUAUUCGCCACAUGAUUCUCUACGUUCUUGGAAUGGAACGUCUGGCUAUUCGACGUCCAAUUAUCAAAUGCCUACACACGGAAUGCCGGUCUACACAACGUCCGAUCCAAAUUCCAUGCUUGGAGCGCCGACGCGCGAAUAUCCGCAACAGUAG
Paraglomus occultum is the source of this 999-nucleotide messenger RNA. The record is from the annotation of a GenBank genome assembly. NCBI's taxonomy places the organism in Eukaryota, Fungi, Glomeromycota, Glomeromycetes, Paraglomerales, Paraglomeraceae.